This is a messenger RNA of Phyllostomus discolor (pale spear-nosed bat), 2625 nucleotides long. It is a transcript of the gene C1H14orf39, whose product is annotated as chromosome 1 C14orf39 homolog. Gene Ontology annotation, biological process: homologous chromosome pairing at meiosis; oogenesis; spermatogenesis. Gene Ontology annotation, cellular component: central element. The coding region runs from base 7 to 1755 and encodes 582 amino acids. The transcript is spliced from 17 exons. The record is from RefSeq and is a predicted model, not a curated record. NCBI's taxonomy places the organism in Eukaryota, Metazoa, Chordata, Mammalia, Chiroptera, Phyllostomidae.
UCCAAGAUGAAUGACAGCCUGUUUGUCAGCUUGGACAGACUUUUGCUAGAAUUUGUUUUUCAGUAUGAGCAAGAUAUAAGAACUAAAGAAGAUAUGAUUCACCGAAUUAAUAAAAGCUUUGAUGAUAUUAAACAAAAUAAAGCAACUAUUUGUAAGAUACAGGAAACUAUACAUACAACAGAUGAGGAAAUUGGUUAUUACUGUAAACAUAGUAAGGAAAUCAAAGACAACUGUAGUAACUGGAAGCCAACAUGUGAUGUUUUUCAUAAACAUGAACACUAUAUGCAGGACCGAUUUACUAUUUAUCAAGAAACAAUUGAAAAAGACAAAAAAAUGUACCAUGGUUAUGUAUGUCAGUAUAAAGAUGUUUUGAAGCAAUACAAACUAAAAUACUCAGAAACACCUCUUUCACGUGAAUAUUACGAGAAGAAAAGAGAACAUGAAGAAAUUCAAAAGAGAGUUUUGGCAUGUACUGAACAACUAAAAAUGAAUGAAGCUAUUUUUAUGGAAUUUCUAGUGCCUGCUCCCUUUCCAUCACUUAUUAAAUGGACAUUACAUAUUGUUAAUUUGAGAUGUAAAACACAAGAUAUUCUUAGACAUGCCAACAAUUUUUCCAAAAUUUCAUGUGAGUUGAAGAAAGAAGUAGAUGAAGUGGAAAUAGAAAUUAAUUAUUUAAACCAGCAGAUUGGAAGACUUUAUGAAACUAAGAAUCUUUCAGAAACUCUGGAAGAAAAAACUAAAGAUACAGAAAAAAGAAAGGAAUUGAAAGAAAGAAUUUUUGAAAAAGAUGAACAGCAUGUAUUGAAUAAAACCUCUCAGAAAAGUCAAUUACUUCUUUCAAAUGAAUAUCAGAAAUUAGUCAGACCAAUAAAUGUUUUAUCUUCAGAACCAAGAGUUAUAGAUAAAAAAGAAGACAGUUUUGUGAAGCAGUCAAAGCUUCCCCAUGUUGACUUCAAACAAAAAGAAAACAGUGUACAGGUAUUUAAUGACUCUGCUAUGAAUAUCCAUUCAAAAUGUUCACAUGUCACGGCUAUUAAAAGUUCACAGAAUUUUAUGCAGUUCAGAUUGUCAACUCCACAGAAACAAUCAAAUUUCAGUCAAUGGUUUGAUAAAGGAGACACAGAUGCUGAGUGUGGAGAUAAAGGGACAACAGGACAAUUGAAAGAAUCAAAAUGUACUUCACAAGUUAUAUAUGAAGAACAUUUUGGGAAGCCAAUAGAUAAUAAUGAUGGAGUAGAAGAAGAGGCUGAGAAUUUUUCACGAACUCCUGAAAUUCCUUUAUUUUUAAGAACUCCUGAAGCUGUGAAAACACCUGAAUCUUUGGAGAAAUUACUGUUCCCUAAAACCCCUCCAUUUGAAAUAAACAGAAAUACAACACCUGAAGGUCAGAUACAAAAGGAAUCCCCUGGGACUUCUUUUCUUAUGAGUUAUACUUCUAGAUCACCUGGAUUGAAUUUAUUUGAUUCUUCUAUAUUUAAUUCAGAAAUCUCAUCAGAUAAGUUUAACGAACACUGUUCUGCAGGAAAUUUAAAUCCUCUCUCAUCACCACAAGAAGUUGGAAAUUUAUUUGGGAAACCAGAAGGAGAAGAUGCCUUUACAUUUUCUUUUCCAUCGGAUUCUUCAACUCAUACUUUUGGAGCUGGAAAAGAUGAUUUUAGUUUUCCAUUUUCAUUUGAACAGGAUCAAAACCCAACACCUUCUGUAAAAGGGUUUUCAUCUUCCUCACAAAGUACAACUCAAUUUACUUUUUUUUGAACUAAUUAAUAAUUUCUUGAAUUAUUUUACUGCUCUGUAAUCUUCUAGGGCAUAAAUUUGCAUUAUUAAAAUAUGAAGACUACCUUUUUGUUGAUUAAACAAUAAUAGGUUAUUUAGUUAUAUAAUUUGAUUAUACUACUUAAAUAUUGAAGGAAAGUACACCUAUGUCAUUUAAUUUUGUGGGGUUUUUUGUGGUAUUAGCUAUUAUCAUCAUUAUUUUGGUUUUAAUUUUGCAAGUCAUUUUCAGCAGCACUUUCAUUAAUCCUAGUAGAAUUGGAUGCUUUUUCCAUUAAUCUUUAUUGUAAAUAUUAAGUCUGCUUCUCCACAGAACUUAAGUUUCAUUAUGCUAGUGCUUUAGGUGCUUUGAUAAGAACAAGGACUCCAGGCCAUCAGAAGAACUUUGAGCAGUAACUGUACAGAAUUAAUGUUGAGGUGUACUUAGCUCUUUAGCUACUUAAAAAGCUUUUAAAAUUACUGUUUCACUUAUGCUUUACUAUCUCAAUAUAAAGACUAAUACCUUAACAAUAAUAUCAAAGAAUUUAUGUUGCUGAUAGUGCAAAUAUGUGUUUUCUUUUAAUAUAACAAGGGGUAAAAUUCUAAUUUUUAUCAGUUUUUCCAAUUUCUUUAGUAGAAGAAAAUGAAAUGUGUAACCACCAAUUUCUGAAAAUUGGAUUGUUGUCUUGAUGGUGACGCUGUUAAUGUAUUUUUUUUCCUAAAGCCUUUUUGAAGAACAUUUAAAAUUUUGUUUUCUGUGUUCAACAAAAAUAUAUUUUUUAUGCAGCAUUUACUUGUUUAUCAGUUAUGUAGCUUAAAUGAAGAUAUUUAAAAUUUUAUAAAAUUAUAUAAACAUUGCUCAAUAUCUUUGUAUUU